This is a messenger RNA of Apaloderma vittatum (bar-tailed trogon), 267 nucleotides long. Its product is annotated as ras-related and estrogen-regulated growth inhibitor-like. Gene Ontology annotation, molecular function: GTP binding; GTPase activity. The annotation marks the transcript as partial. The transcript is spliced from 3 exons. The record is from RefSeq and is a predicted model, not a curated record. NCBI's taxonomy places the organism in Eukaryota, Metazoa, Chordata, Aves, Trogoniformes, Trogonidae.
UUGACCGUACGAUUCAUCACCAGGAGAUUCAUUGGAGACUAUGACCCAACGCUGGAAAUGAUUUACCGACACAUGGCCGUCAUCGACGGGGAGAUGGUGCACUUCGAGAUCCUCGACACGGCGGGACAGGAGGAGGAUUCCCUGCAGAUAGAGGAGAAGAUCAAGUGGGGUGACGGCUUCGCCGUGGUCUACUCGGUGACGGACAGGUGCAGCUUCGACGAGGUGAUGCGGCUGUGCUUCCUCAUCAACCACAUCCACUCCAGCCCC